CAUUUCUUAUUCUAACAAACAUUUGUGUAACCAAACUUACUUCAAUCAAAAAAAAAUAUCUCAUCAUAUCAAAUGGCAAAUCAACAAACCAGGAUGAGUUUUUUCGCGAUUGUAUUCGCGAUGAUCUGUUCUGGAGUUGUUGCUCAACCGAGCAACGACUGCACGAACGUGUUGAUCAGUAUGACACCUUGUUUGAACUAUAUUACUGGCAAUUCCUCUGUUCCAACUUCAGGUUGUUGCACUCAACUUGCCACAGUGGUUAACAAUAAUCCAACUUGUUUGUGUCAAGUCCUAAAUGGUGGUGCUUCAAAUUUGGGGCUAAAUAUUAACCAAACUCAGGCUUUGGCACUUCCCACUGCUUGUAAUGUUCAAACUCCACCUCUUAGCCAAUGCAAUGCUGAUUCACCAAAUGGCUCUCCUACUGGAGCACCAACUGAUGGUUCAGGACGUGGAACUAACGGAAUACCAUCACCACGAGAUGGUUCAAAUGAUGCAACUUCAACUAAAAUGGCAGCUCCUCUGUUCUUCUUCCUUCUCUUUGUUGCUUCAACAUUUACCGCGGCCUAAGAUUUUCAGCUACGACUUUCAUGAAUAACGGAAUUGCUAUGUUGAUAGAUUUAUAUUCGCGUAUCGAUUACCAGCUAUAUUUGUUUUAUUUCAUAUGAUCUACAGUCAUUUUCUUGAUGGACAUUAUUGUAUUUUCUUAUUCUUUUAUGUUCACACAUGAUAUAAUAAACUUUUGUAUUGUAUUUGGUAUGUAUUAGUUGAAUGUUUCAA
Solanum stenotomum is the source of this 777-nucleotide messenger RNA. Its product is annotated as non-specific lipid transfer protein GPI-anchored 5-like. Gene Ontology annotation, biological process: lipid transport. Bases 73 to 567 code for a protein of 164 amino acids. Gene Ontology annotation, molecular function: lipid binding. The transcript is spliced from 3 exons. The record is from RefSeq and is a predicted model, not a curated record. Lineage: Eukaryota; Viridiplantae; Streptophyta; Magnoliopsida; Solanales; Solanaceae.